This is a messenger RNA of Armigeres subalbatus, 6577 nucleotides long. RefSeq names its product cadherin-23. The transcript is spliced from 14 exons. NCBI's taxonomy places the organism in Eukaryota, Metazoa, Arthropoda, Insecta, Diptera, Culicidae. Gene Ontology annotation, biological process: calcium-dependent cell-cell adhesion; adherens junction organization; homophilic cell-cell adhesion. Gene Ontology annotation, molecular function: calcium ion binding; cadherin binding. The record is from RefSeq and is a predicted model, not a curated record. Bases 603 to 6542 code for a protein of 1979 amino acids. Gene Ontology annotation, cellular component: catenin complex; plasma membrane; adherens junction.
UCUCCGGACGUGGUUAAACGUGCUUUCGGUUGGUGCGCGCGCGCAAAAACUUCACGCUUACUUGAGUGCAGAGCCCGGCGAACUGAAACAACAACAGCCGGCAGUGCUAAAGCGCUGGCUGAAAGAAUUCUCUCCGAGGGAGUGCAACAGCACAGGCACAGUUUAAUUUGGAGUAAAAGUUACCUUCGCCCUCGCCAUGGUUCAGUGAGAAAAACCGUCACCUAAGGUUACAUGCAUAUUAUGUGUGCACAAGACCGGCAUCCGUAUUGUUGUUUCUAUGAGUGUGAAAAAAAACCCUUUGAAAUGGGAAGUGAUUUUAAUUUGAAAUGUUUGACGGCUUGCUGCCGUUUAUGGGGAAGUUGAGCUUUUUUGUUUUAUGUAUACGACCGUAUGCUGUUAUGAUAGCAGAUUCUGCGCUCGCGAGUGACUCACCAAAUUGAGCAACAACAUGCGCGAAUUUCAAACUACUUGUGUUUGUGUCUAGAUACCUUGGAAAUUGUGACUAUCGGAUUACUGUUGUGCUACGCUGUUUUUAGUUGACAUGCAGUUGAAGGAAUUCUUAUCCCGGCUGUAGUUUCGGAUAAAAUGAAACAGUAUCAACAAUGGAUGCCGUCGCAGUUCAUAUCGUCAAAAAAGCCACCUCUUCAAAUCUCCGAAAACUUGCCGUCAGAAAGCGAAAGGCAUCGUCCUAUAAAUUUCGCAGAGUGCGAUUAAAGUGGAUUCUCAACUAUGCCUCAUGCGUUCUUUCAUUGCUGUUGUAUAUUCCCAUUGUGUCGUGUAAUCGCCCCCCUCGAUUCUUGAUUGAUGGUCAUUCGGAAAUAGUGCUUAGGUUGAAGGAGGGUCCCGAUACGCCAGUCGGAACCCUGAUUUACAAAUUGAAAGGUUAUGAUCCGGAUGGUGACCCCUUGACAUUCGGAGUUCGCGAGGCAAUUGAUAGUGAUGUGAUUCGAGUUGAAAGAAGUGGAGUGAAUGAAGCUAAUGUCUAUUUGAAUAGUGAACUCGACCGAGAAACCAAAGAUGAGUACUCGUUGAUUCUUACGCUAAGUGACGGUCGGCUUGGUGAUUUUUCCGUUACCCAGAGUAUGCUGCUGCUAGUGGAAGACGUUAACGACAACGAACCGAUAUUCAAGCCAUACACAUCGGCUGUAGAAGUGCCGGAGAAUAGCAAACCUGGAAUUAUUGCUUCGGUGGAGGCAACCGACCGUGAUGAAGGAGCAUAUGGCCAGGUCGUUUACUACCUGGAAGAAUUAGAUGGCGAUAAUGAUGUGUUUACCAUAUCUACCACCUAUGGGAAAGGGAUUAUUCGAUUAAUUGGUUCGUUAGACUACGAAAGGAAAAGUUUAUACCAGCUGCGUGUCCUGGCAAAGGAUAGAGCCAAUCAGGGACGAACGAAUACAGGCACUGCCGCCUUACUAGUAAAAGUAAAGGACAUAGAAGAUCAACCACCGGAAUUUAUUAUAGCGUCUGCAGUUAUACGUGUGCCAGAAGAUGCUCCAAUAGGGACAACAGUUACACAAGUUAAAGCUAUCGACGGAGACCGUGGAAUUAAUAACCGCAUAAGGUAUUCGAUAGAUCAGAACACCAGCAGUCCAUUUAGGAUUGAUACAAAUCAAGGCACAAUUCUGACAACACAAAAACUUGAUCGGGAGGACGCUAGAAAUAGAGCCAACGCUGCGUACAUACUUGAAAUUGUAGCAACAGAACAAAAUUCCAAGAUAAAGCCAUCACCAUCGGUUAAAACGGAAGUAACUAUCAUCAUAACCGAUAUCAAUGAUGAAACUCCAACAUUCAGAAGUUACUCAUAUGAGAGUGAAAUCAAUGAAAAUGCACAAGAAAAUACUCCAGUGUCGUUUCUCGGGUUCGCCCGGAAUGAGGUUUUCGAUUACGAUCAAGGCCAUAAUGGAACAUUCGAUCUCUACUUAGAACCCAAUAAUGGUCUUUUCGAAAUAACACCCAGUAGAGCGGUGAACGAGGCCACAUUUGUUCUGCGUGUGAAAGAUCCAGUUUUACUAGACUACGAGAAAGUAAAAUCAAUGAAUUUCACUAUCCAUGCCAGAGAAAUCGCUCCGGAAGGAAAACAUAGCAUGGCAAUGAUCGUUGUCCAUAUCAGAGAUCAGAAUGAUAACUUCCCGGAGUUUUCAAAAGAUAUUUACGAGUGUUAUUUGCCGGAAAACAGCGGGGUAGGAGCAUUAUUGACACAGAUUCAGGCGGUUGACGUAGAUUCGGGUGAUUUUGGAACAAGUGGUAUUCGAUUCAUAAACUUAUCGGGCAGUAUAGCGAGCUUAUUGGCACUAAACCCAUUGACUGGAGUAAUAACUAUUAAAGCCCCUGGAGGGCAUGCACUUGAUCGUGAGCUAGUUCAGAAGCAUUAUCUCACUAUAGAGGCGCGAGAUAAUUUAGGGCGUGGGAACCGUAACUCUGUGCAGCUGGUUGUACACAUCCUUGACGUAAACGACAAUGCUCCAGUGUUUCUACAAAGCAUGUACGAGGCUCGUUUGAUGGAGAAUAAACUUUCUUUUGAGGCACCGCUUAUCGUGGAAGCAAGGGAUGCUGAUUUGAAUGGCACUAAAAACAGUGAAAUAAGAUACGACAUAAUUGAAGGACGAUUCAGAGAGAACUUUACUAUUGAUGAAAAAUCGGGCAAACUGAGACCCAUAACCCCCAUUGAUUUCGAAUCUCUCACCAGUGGAACAUUCAAUAUACGACCAAUUCAUUUAACCGUACUUGCUUCAGAUGGUGGGGUGCCAAUAUUAAGCACAAAAGUAUCAGUUACCAUACAUGUACAAGAUGUAAAUGAUCAUCCGCCGCAAUUUUUGCAUUCAACCUACAUGCAAUCAGUGCCAGAGAACUUGCCUAGUGGAAGUCCUAUUUUAGAGGUGAAGGCCAUAGACAAAGACGGAUCAUCACCAAAUAACUUCAUCGUCUAUCGAAUACAGAGUGGCGCGAGUGACAAGUUUGUAAUAAGCCCCGAUACCGGUGUUAUAUCCGUGGCCACUGGCGCUACCUUAGAUCCAGAUAUGACCGAUCCCAAGACUACAGAAUAUUCGCUCAGUGUGAUAGCCCUUGAUGGGGGAAUCGGGGAACAACAGCUCCAGAGCAUGUGCAAGGUAAAUAUAUCGAUCAAGGAUGUGAAUAACAAAGCCCCGUACUUCUUGGACCCAGGAACGAUAUCGAUCCGUGAAAAUACUCCUGUUGGGACGUAUGCGUAUCGACUGAUAGCUAACGAUCUCGACAGGGAGCCAAUUCUCCGCUACUACAUGGAUAGCAACACUUCAGAAGCGCGUUCGGAAGAAGGUGCACUCGUAAAAGUUACCGAAUACGACUAUUUAUCAGCGUUUAUGUUGAAUUCUACCGAUGGAUUGAUACGGGUAAUAAAAUUGCUCGACCGAGAAAAGGUGGAAGUAAUCAAGCUGGGAUUUAUCGUCGAGGAUAUCGCGGCUGAACUGGGAAAACAAACAGCGACAACAACGCUGACCAUCGUGGUGGAGGAUGAGAACGACAAUAAUCCAAAGUUCAGAAACUCGUUUUACAAGCGCUCCAUUCCGGAAAAUAGCCCCCAUGGUGUGACGAUUAUAAGUGUGGUCGCGUACGACAUGGACAAAAAUAAAACGAUUCAUUACGGCUUGGAAGGAUCUAAGGAAACAACUGAUCUGCUUCAUCUGGAUGCAGAGACGGGAGAAAUUGUCGUUGCCAAUAAAAUUGAUUACGAAGUGUUUCCAUGGCUAAAUUUCACUGUGAGAGCUACCGAUUCUGGCCACCCUCCAAGAUCGACGUUGGCUGAAGUGUUUAUUCAAGUGAUAGAUGAAAACGACAAUAAUCCAUACUUCCCAGUCGGUUCGACAAAUUUCACCGUAUAUGAAAACUCAAUGAUCGGAACGAGGAUUGCAACUAUAGAGGCCUAUGAUCCAGAUUCUGGAGCGUUCGGCAAAAUAACCUAUCUGAUAGAUAGGGUCAGUUCUAGUGGGAAAUUCUCCAUUGAUCCAGAUACAGGACUGCUGAUUGUGGCGGAUUUGUUGGACAGGGAAAAGCAGGAUUCUUACAUGCUAGUGAUUGAAGCAUGGGAUAAUUAUCAAUUCGGAUACUUAAGUGGUGAAAGUCGAAAUGCUUUCAAACAAAUAUUCAUUUCCGUUCUCGAUGAGAACGACAACGCUCCAAUCAUACAGGCACCAGACGGCUGUGUCCAAGUAACUGAGUUUCAUGACAUUCGCGAACCAUUACUGGCUCUGAAAGCCACUGAUGCUGACGACCCAAAAACAGGAAACGGCCUAAUUGGAUUUGAAAUCAUCGACGUUGCAGGCUCAGAUAUAUUUUUCCUUAAGCAGAAAGCUAUGGGAGUAGUAGAAAUUUAUUCUGGUCGGUCGUUGAAUAAUUUCUACGGAAACUAUUCAUUGCUCAUAAUGGCACAUGAUGAGGGAAAUCCACCGAAUACCGUUAACGAGAAAAUCGAUAUCUGUGUGUUGGAUUUCAACGACCAUGCUCCGGAGUUUGUUUCACCUCCCAAUAAUAUAACUAUCCGAAUACCAGAGAAUGCAACUGUUGGAACAACGAUCAUUCAAGUCAAAGCCAAGGACAAUGAUAUUGGACCGAAUGCAGCUGUAAAGUAUCGAUUCAAGCCUGAUCCCCUGGGAAGCUUCAGAUCAUUUUCAAUCGAUGAAGAUAACGGAUCUAUCAUGCUGAAAUUGCCUCUUGAUCGGGAACGCCAAAAAGUACAUGAGCUACGAGUGGAGGCUUAUGAUCAGGGUAUUCCUUCGCCACUGAGUUCCGACUUGGACCUCACUAUUUACGUCCGCAAUGUGAACGACUACGAGCCACAGUUUCUGGUUGAGGAAAUCACAGUCAACUUCACGGAGCAUGCCAGGCCUGGCUUGGAACGAAGGCAGCUACCAGACACAAUCGACAGAGAUGAAGUUGAUGAUCUGGAUGAUCCACCGUCCACUGUGUGCUACUUUAUUGUGCAUGGCAAUGAAAAUGGACAUUUUCAUUUGGAUCCUCAUUCACACGUAUUAACGGUCACAAAAGAGCUUGAUCGUGAAUCUAAAUCCAAUCACACGCUUAUUGUCAAAGCAACGGAGGAUUGCAUCAAUACUCCACCAAGCAUAAGCCUCAGCCGACCGGAAGCUGUCGCACUUCAGAGCCCAACAUCGUAUAAAAAUCAUCAAAGGACAGCAAAACCGACGACGGCAGUGGCAACCCAAUAUGUCAAUAUUUAUGAACGCUAUAAGAAGUCUCGCAGCCUUGAUACCCCACCAAGAGGUGAUAAUAACAGCGAGGAGAAAAACGUGGGAAGGAGACCCGAUGCUGCUGGGCCAACAUCUUCAUACGCUCAGAUGCCGCACUUCGAAAGAUAUACGGGGGAUAUAUUUUACCACAAUGACAACACGUUGGUCCGGGUGUUUGUCCACGUACAAGAUAUCAAUGAUAACUCGCCGGCGUUUGUACAGAAGAUUUUCACCGGUGGAGUCACCACCUCCACGGUGUUUGGCACUCAAUUCCUAAAGCUUACGGCUAUCGAUCCCGAUGACGGGCCACAUGGCCUGGUUAGUUACUAUCAAAUAGGGGUAAUAAAAAAAACUCUCACCGAAGGAUUGGAAAAUGUACAGAAGCCACCGUUUCUGGUAGACCGCCGAACUGGGGCAGUUCAAUUGAAUUUCGAUCCACAGAAGGGCAUGAAAGGGUAUUUUGAUUUCAAAGUUUUAGCCAACGACAGUGCUGGCCAUUCCGACGAGGCCCAUGUGUUCAUUUACCUGCUACGGGAGGAUCAAAAAGUAAAGUUCGUUCUUCGCCUGCAGCCCACCGAAGUGAGGGAGAAAAUUUUCACUUUCCGAGACGUGCUGAGCAACGUGAGUAGCAGUAUCGUGAACAUUGAUGACUUCCGCAUUCACGAGAAUCGAGACGGAUCCGUGGAUAAAACCAAGACUGACUUGUAUUUGCACUUGGUGAACCGGAUGGACAAUUCAAUUUUGGAGGUUUCAGACGUUCUGAAAAUAGUGGAUCAAAACAUCGAAAAGUUAGAUGAACUGUUCAAGGAAUUCAAUGUGCUCGAUACACAAGCUUCGGAAGCAUCUUUUUUCGUGGCCGAAUUAUCCGGCGCAUCAAUGCUGAUAUGGCUAUUUGUGUCUAAUUUGUUUAUCGGAGCGCUACUCAUUGUCGUGCUUGGGCUCUGUGCUUCCCAGCGUGCAAGCUACAGGCGCCAAUUGCGGGCCGCUCGUGUCGCCAAUUACGCAGCAGCUCACUCGGAUUUGGUGACCCGAGGUGUAAUCAACUCUGUGCCUAAUACCAACAAGCAUAGUGUCGAAGGAAGUAACCCAAUUUGGAUGAAGGCAUAUGAAAACGAGUGGUUUAAAAAUGAUGACGACAUCACUAAAAACAUUUCCGGACCCGAAUCCAUGGACGAGAACAUCAUCAACUCGGAUGAUUACGUAUCAAAAAUGUACAACACGGAUAGGUAUGAUAUUGUGAAGCAGUACAAUUUGUAUUCACAGAUUGAUAAAUUAACGAAUGGAAACAUACUCACCAAAAAACUGGAAACAACGGAGCUUUAAUUUAUAUGAAGAGAAAUAAAAACUUGUUAAAAUCA